Messenger RNA from Botrytis deweyae, 754 nucleotides. RefSeq lists its product as uncharacterized. The record is from RefSeq and is a predicted model, not a curated record. The transcript has 3 exons. Gene Ontology annotation, molecular function: glutathione binding; glutathione transferase activity. NCBI's taxonomy places the organism in Eukaryota, Fungi, Ascomycota, Leotiomycetes, Helotiales, Sclerotiniaceae. Gene Ontology annotation, cellular component: cytoplasm. Bases 1 to 648 code for a protein of 215 amino acids.
AUGGGUCUCAAACUCUACGGUAUGCGUCAAGCAACUUGCACUCAGCGAGUACUCACUACACUCGCCGAGAAAGGUGUUGACUGCGAGUUCAUUCUUAUCAACCUUAUGACAGGAGAGCAGAAGUCACCUUCGCAUCUUGAGAAGCAGCCUUUUGGAAAGGUUCCCGUCCUCGACGAUGACGGUUUCUUGAUCUACGAGAGUAGGGCUAUCUGCAAGUACCUUGCUCGAAAGUAUGCCGACAAGGGUACUAAACUCAUCCCCGCAGAGGGGGAUGUAAAAGGCUAUGGUUUAUUUGAACAAGCUUGCUCAAUGGAACAGGCUUACUUUGAUACCGAAACCUUCGGUCUCUGGUUCGAGAACUUCAUCAAACCUGCCAGAGGAUGGGGUGCCACUAGCCCGGAAUUAGUUCAAAAACAUCUCCAAACACUUGACAACAAUCUCGCUGUCUACGACCAGAUCCUCUCGAAGCAGAAGUAUCUUGCGGGAGAUGAAUUCACCUUGGCUGAUUUGUACCAUUUACCACACGGUACACAGGCAUUGAAGUAUGGAUUUCAAGACCUACUCGCAAAGUAUCCUCAUGUGAACAAGUGGUGGAAAGGAAUUCAAGCUAGAGACAGCUGGAAAGAAGUAGUUGCUGCGGCUGCUUAGGUUUAUCAUGUGUCUCUGCUGUGGUACACAGUUGUUGAGAGCCUACCAAUCAUCCUCAUGCGUUGCGGUUUACUGCACUCGAGUUGUACGAAAAGAUAGCACUGCC